AUGGCCUCGCUAAGUGACAACGGUGACAACGGCACACAGCUGCGAACUCUGUCUCUGAGACGAGAUGAGCAAGUUCUCCAGCAACCGUCGCUUGAGGGUCACGAAGAGAACGACGACGGCCCCGGCCUCGAUCAAGUUGACCGUGGCCGUGCAGCGUGGAGGAUGCUCCUCUCCGCCUUCAUCUUCGAGUCCCUACUUUGGGGCUUCCCACUAUCGUUCGGGGUGUUCCAGAACUACUAUUCCCAACUGCCCGAAUACGCCAACCAGCCCUACGUCUCGGUCAUCGGGACCGUCGCCUCAGGCAUCUCAUACAUGGGCGCCCCGAUCAUCAUCCCGUUCCUUAAGCGCACGGGCAAAUACCGUGUCUACAUGAUAUGGGUCGGAUGGAGCAUCUGCAUCCUCGGCAUCCUAGCGAGCUCCUUCGCCCGCACACUGCCCACCGUCAUCUUCACCCAGGGCGUCAUGUAUGGCGUGGGUUUCACUGUCUUCUACUACCCCAUCAUCGGCAUGGUGAAUGAGUACUGGGUAGCGAGACGGGGCAUGGCGUACGGAGUGCUGUGCAGUGCGUCUGGUUUCUCCGGGAUCUUUAUGCCGCUGACGCUCGAGGCGUUACUGAAACGAUUCGGGCUCCCAACGACGCUGAGGGCCGUGGCGGUCGGGUUGGCUGUCUGCACGGGCCCACUGAUCCCGUUGUUGAAGGCUAGGAAGCAGCCGGCGAGGGCGGUAGGGGAGAGGGAUACUUCGGGUCCCCGUGCUACUGAGGUUAGGGACGACUCGGUGCCAGAAUCGACGACGGACUGGGGUUUCCUGCGCGUCCCGCUGUUCUGGAUCUACACGGUGUCGAACCUGAUGCAGGGGCUGGGCUAUUUCUUCCCGGCGCUGUAUCUCCCCUCGUACGCGACGGCCCUGGGUAUGAGCGCCACGCAAGGCGCACUCUUGCUAUCCAUCAUGAGCGUGUCCCAGGUCCUCGGCCAGCUGAGCUUCGGCUACCUCUCGGACCGCCGUUUCUCCGUCAACGUCUUGACCUUGACUUCCACGUCCGUCACGGCCAUUGCAGUUCUAACCUUAUGGGGUCUGGCACGGAAGUUUCCUGUUCUUUGUGUCUUCACUAUGAUCUAUGGAUUUUUCGGAGCCGGCUAUACGGCAAUGUGGGCGCGCAUGGGGACGGCCGUCACGAGCGAUGGUACUGCCGCAUUUGCUGCUUUUGGGUUGUUCAACUUUGGCAAGGGGUUAGGAAACGUUCUCGCUGGGCCAAUCAGUGGUGGUCUUUUGCUCAAUUCCGUCGACACGGUCAAGUACGGCGCUGGCAGAUAUAAGGCUGUUAUCCUCUUUGCUGGAUCGUGCAUGCUGGCAAGCGCAGCGAGUGCAACGGCGUCUUAUUUUCGGCCUUGGAAGGCUUCUACUGCACGUCACUAA
Exophiala bonariae is the source of this 1416-nucleotide messenger RNA. RefSeq lists its product as uncharacterized. The transcript is spliced from 3 exons. Gene Ontology annotation, biological process: transmembrane transport. NCBI's taxonomy places the organism in Eukaryota, Fungi, Ascomycota, Eurotiomycetes, Chaetothyriales, Herpotrichiellaceae. Gene Ontology annotation, molecular function: transmembrane transporter activity. Gene Ontology annotation, cellular component: membrane. The record is from RefSeq and is a predicted model, not a curated record. Bases 1 to 1416 code for a protein of 471 amino acids.